This is a messenger RNA of Colius striatus (speckled mousebird), 9703 nucleotides long. RefSeq names its product ATP binding cassette subfamily A member 2 (gene ABCA2). Gene Ontology annotation, cellular component: membrane; intracellular membrane-bounded organelle. Bases 188 to 7714 code for a protein of 2508 amino acids. Gene Ontology annotation, molecular function: ATP binding; ATP hydrolysis activity; lipid carrier activity. Gene Ontology annotation, biological process: lipid transport; transmembrane transport. The transcript has 50 exons. NCBI's taxonomy places the organism in Eukaryota, Metazoa, Chordata, Aves, Coliiformes, Coliidae. The record is from RefSeq and is a predicted model, not a curated record.
CCGCUGCUGGAGCCGGGGCCGAGUGGGAUCCCGGUCCGCCCGCUCCCUCCUCCUCCUCCUCCGUCCCUCCCAGCGCUGCUGCGGACAAAGGCGGCGUUGGCGGCCCGCGGGAAUGGCGGUGGGCGGCGGGUGACCCGCGGCGCCGAGCGGGGGGAGCCCCUGCGGCGGGGCUGGGCCCGGCCCGGCCAUGGGGUUCCUGCACCAGCUCCAUCUCCUGCUCUGGAAGAACGUGACGCUGAAGCGGCGCAGCCCGUGGGUGUUGGCCUUUGAGAUCUUCAUCCCCCUCGUGCUCUUCUUCAUCCUCCUGGGGCUGCGGCAGAAGAAGCCGACCAUCCCUGUGAAGGAAGUUUCCUUCUACACGGCGGCCCCGCUCACCUCGGCCGGGAUCCUGCCCGUCAUGCAGUCCCUGUGCCCCGACGGGCAGCGCGACGAGUUCGGCUUCCUGCAGUACUCCAACUCCACGGUCACCCAGCUGCUGGAGCACCUCAGCGAGGCUGUGGAGCAGAGCAGCCUCUUCGACCCGCAGCACCCGGGGCUGGAGGAGGAGCUGGAGUCGCUGCGCCGGCGCCUGGAGGCUCUGAGCACCAGCGAGCCCAGCUCCAUGGAGACACACUUCAGCAGCCCCGCAGGAUCCGGCUUCACUCUGGCGUGGGCAGCCAAGGACCGGGGCGAGCUGCAGCGCUUCCUGACACAGAACCUGUCCCUGCCCAACAACACAGCUGAGCUGCUCCUGGGCUCCAGCAUCGACCUGAGGGAGGUGUACCACCUGCUGUUUGGCUCCUUUCCCUUGGUACCUGAUGAGACCCACGAGCGAGACCUGUGGGAUGGAUUUGGCCAUGGUGAGAAGAUGACACAGCUGGAGAGGAGGCUCCCCAGCAGCUGGAGGAGCGUGCGGGAAGGGCUGGUGCAGCGGGCUCUGCGGGAGCCUGCGGCAGCCCCGCGCCGCCCCGCGCUGCUCCGCCUGCUCUCCCAGGCCCUGGGCCUGGCCAGCGCCGCCCCGGCACCCGCCCCCGACAGCCCCCAGGCCUUGGUCACCGACAUGGAGGGUGUCCUGCUGACAGGCCCGGUGCUGGAGCAGCUGACGUGUGAGCAGAGCCCCGGGGCGCUGCGUCGCCUCCUGCACGUGGCCCCUGGGCAGCAGCCGCUGCUGCAGACGUACCGAGCGCUGGCCUGCAACGGCAGCCGUGCCGCCCGCCGGGCACGCUUCGGGCAGCUGGCCACCGAGCUGAGGGACCAGCUGGACACCCCCAAGAUCAUCAGCAGGCUGCGGCUGGACGAGCUGAACAGCACGGCCGCCCAGCACCGCCUGCGUGCCCUCCUGGAGGACCUGCUGGAGCUGGAGAAGGUUCUCCGUGACGUGGACAUCCUCUCUGCUCUGGCCAAGCUGCUGCCCCGGGGAGCCUGUGCCAGCAAGGCCCCGUUGCCCACUGCCAACAGCACGGGCUGGGCCGGUGCCAACGCCACCUCUGGCAAUGCCACGGCGGAGGAGGAGGAUGCCGGGGGCGGCCCGGCCGGUGCUGACAACCCCCAGGGCCAGUUCUCAGCCUUUGUGCAGCUCUGGGCUGGGCUGCAGCCCAUCCUCUGCGGCAACAACCGGACGAUCGAGCCCGAGGCGCUGAAACAGGGCAACAUGAGCUCACUGGGCUUCACCAGCAAAGAGCAGCGGAACCUGGGCCUCCUUGUGCAUCUGAUGACCAGCAACCCCAAAAUCCUCUAUGCACCUGUGGGCACUGAAGUGGACAAAGUCAUCCUGAAGGCCAACGAGACCUUUGCCUUCGUGGGCAACGUCACCCACUAUGCCAAGGCAUGGCUGACCAUCUCCCCGGAGAUCCGUGCCUACCUGGAGGAGGGCAGGCUGCAGAGACGCAUCCGCUGGCUCCAGCGGUUCACUGCUGACCUCCACAAGCACCCAGAGAUCCUGAAUGUCUCCGACAGCGAUGUUCUCCACAACUUCCUCAACGGCAACUUCUCGCUGCCCAACGCCAGUGUGCUGCUCCAGCAGCUGGACACCAUCGACAAUGCUGCCUGUGGCUGGGUCCACUUCAUGGCCAAGGUCAGCGUGGACAUCUUCAAAGGCUUCCCAGAUGAGGAGAGCAUUGUCAACUACACCCUGAACCAGGCCUACCAGGACAAUGUCACAGUCUUUGCCAGUGUCAUCUUCCAGACCAACAGGGACGGGUCUCUGCCCCCUCACGUCAUGUACAAGAUCCGGCAGAACUCCAGCUUCACCGAGAAGACCAACGAGAUCCGCCGUGCGUACUGGCGGCCCGGCCCCAACACCGGCGGCCGCUUCUACUUCCUCUACGGCUUCGUCUGGAUCCAGGACAUGAUGGAGCGUGCCCUCAUCAACACCUUUGUUGGCCAUGACGUGGUGGAGCCUGGCAACUACGUGCAGAUGUUCCCGUACCCGUGUUAUACCCGGGACGACUUCCUCUUUGUCAUUGAGCACAUGAUGCCCCUGUGCAUGGUGAUCUCCUGGGUCUACUCCGUGGCCAUGAUGAUCCAGCACAUCGUGACUGAGAAGGAGCAUCGCCUGAAGGAGGUGAUGAAGAUGAUGGGCUUGAACAACGCAGUGCACUGGGUGGCCUGGUUCAUCACGGGCUUCGUGCAGCUCUCCAUCUCGGUCACGGCGCUCACUGCCAUCCUCAAGUACGGCAAAGUGCUGAUGCACAGUGACGUCCUCAUCAUCUGGCUCUUCCUCGCCAUCUACGCCGUGGCCACCAUCAUGUUCUGCUUCCUGGUGUCAGUGCUCUACUCCAAGGCCAAGCUGGCCUCAGCCUGUGGUGGCAUCAUCUACUUCCUGAGCUACGUGCCCUACAUGUACGUGGCCAUCCGGGAGGAGGUGGCUCACGACAAGAUCACGGCCUUUGAGAAGUGCAUCGCGUCCCUCAUGUCCACCACGGCCUUUGGGUUGGGCUCCAAGUACUUUGCUCUGUAUGAGGUGGCUGGUGUGGGCAUCCAGUGGCACACUUUCAGCCAGUCGCCUGUGGAAGGAGACGACUUCAACCUCCUGCUGUCAAUGAUGAUGCUGGUGGUGGAUGCCGUGGUGUACGGGGUGCUCACGUGGUACAUUGAGGCUGUGCACCCGGGAAUGUUCGGCUUGCCACGGCCCUGGUACUUCCCCUUCCAGAAGUCCUACUGGCUGGGCAACGGGCGAGUGGAGACCUGGGAGUGGACGUGGCCCUGGUCCCGCACCACCCGCCUCAGCAUCAUGGAGGAGGAUCAGGCCUGUGCCAUGGAGAGCCGGCGGCUGGAGGAGACACGGGGCAUCGAGGAGGAGCCCACCCACCUGCCCUUGGUGGUCUGCAUUGACAAGCUCACCAAGGUCUACAAGACAGACAAGAAGCUGGCACUGAACAAGCUGAGCCUCAACCUCUACGAGAACCAGGUGGUGUCCUUCCUGGGGCACAACGGCGCGGGCAAAACCACCACCAUGUCCAUCCUCACUGGCUUGUUCCCCCCGACCUCGGGCUCUGCCACCAUCUACGGCCACGAUAUCCGCACGGAGAUGGACGAGAUCCGGAAGAACCUGGGCAUGUGUCCCCAGCACAACGUGCUGUUUGACAGGCUGACGGUGGAGGAGCACCUCUGGUUCUACUCACAGCUCAAGAGCAUGGCAGAGGAGGAGAUCCGCAAGGAGAUGGACAAGAUGAUUGAGGACCUGGAGCUGUCCAACAAACGGCACUCCCUGGUGCAGACCCUCUCGGGGGGCAUGAAGAGGAAGCUGUCUGUGGCCAUUGCCUUCGUGGGUGGGUCACGGGCCGUGAUCUUGGAUGAGCCCACAGCCGGCGUGGACCCGUACGCACGCAGGGCCAUCUGGGACCUCAUCCUCAAGUACAAGCCAGGGAGGACCAUCCUGCUCUCCACACACCACAUGGACGAGGCCGACCUGCUGGGUGACCGCAUCGCCAUCAUCUCCCACGGCAAGCUCAAGUGCUGCGGCUCCCCGCUCUUCCUCAAGAGCACCUACGGCGAUGGCUACAAGCUGACAGUGGUGAAGAAGCAGUCAGACACCAGGAACUGCACAGAGCCAGGCCAGCCACACAGCCCCCCAGGCCACUCCGCUGUCAGCCCCUGCUCGGAGCCACGCGUCUCCCAGUUCAUCAAGAAAUACGUGGCCUCCUGCCUCCUCAUCUCAGACACCAACACAGAGCUCUCCUACAUCCUGCCCAGCGAGGCUGUCAAGAAGGGCUGCUUUGAGAGGCUCUUCCAGCACCUGGAGCAGAGCCUGGAGGAGCUGGACCUCACCAGUUUUGGGUUGAUGGACACCACGCUGGAGGAGGUCUUCCUGAAGGUGUCUGAGGAGGACCAGUCUCUGGAGAACAGUGACGUGGACAUGAAGGAGUCCAAGAAGGACGCCCUACAGCCGCCCGCCCCCGAGCUGGGCCCGAAGCCCGAGGCCAACGGCGAGUCCCUGGCCGAGGCGGCCGUGCCGGAGAAGCCCGAGGUGGAGCUCAGCAACCUGGUGACGUGCUCCAGGCUGGCGCAGUCGCAGGCGUCGCUGCAGUCGGGCUCCUCGGUGGGCUCGGUGCGGGGGGACGAAGGUGGGGCCUAUUCCGAGUUCUUUGGGGACUACGCGCCCCUGUUCGAUAACCGCCAGGACCCCGAUAACAUCAGUCUGCAAGAGCAAGAGGCCGAGGCAGAGGACCGUGACCUGGAUGGGCAGGGCAGCUUCAAGCUGGAAGGCUCGUGGCUGAAGCUGCGCCAAUUCCACGGGCUGAUUGUCAAACGCUUCCACUGUGCCAAGCGCAACACCAAGGCGCUGUUCUCCCAGAUCCUGCUGCCCGCCUUCUUCGUCUGCGUGGCCAUGACCGUGGCACUCUCUGUGCCUGAAAUAGGUGACCUGCCCCCGCUCAUCCUCUCACCAUCACAGUACCACAACUACACACAGCCCAAGGGCAACUUCAUUCCUUACGCCAACGAGGAGCGGCGUGAGUACCGCCUCAGGCUGUCUCCCGAUGCCAGCCCGCAGCAGCUGGUCAACACCUUCCACCUGCCCUCCGGCGUGGGGGCCACUUGCGUGCUCAAAACAGCCUUCAACAACACGCUGGACCAGCCCAUGCAGACCCUCAACCUCAACAGCAACGAGUCCAAGAUGCUGGCAGCCAAGUACUUCGAUGCCAUGUGCAUUGACUCCUUCACCCAGGGGCUGCCCCUCUCCAACUUCGUGCCGCCGCCGCCCUCCCCAGCCCCCUCUGACUACCCCGUCUCGGUGGAUGAGGAUCUGCUCCGUGCCUGGAACUCCACCACCUUCUCCUCUGCAGUCAAAGAGACCGUCACCUCGGCCCCAGCUCUGCCCCGCAUCAUCCACGAGCCCAUCAGGUGCACAUGCUCCAUGCAGGGCACCGGCUUCUCCUGCCCCAGCGGCGUGGGGGGCCACCCCCCGCAGAUGAAGGUGGUGACAGGGGACAUCCUGGCAGACAUCACGGGCCGCAACGUCUCCGAGUACCUGCUCUACACCUCGGAUCGCUUCCGGCUGCACAGGUACGGGGCUCUCACCUUUGGCAAUGUCCAGAAGUCCAUCCCGGCCUCCUUCGGGGCCAGGGCUCCGGCCACCGUGCGCAAGAUCGCCGUGCGCAGAGCAGCCCAGGUCUUCUACAACAACAAGGGCUACCACAGCAUGCCCACCUACCUCAACGCCCUCAACAAUGCCAUCCUGAGAGCCAACCUGCCCAAGAGCAAAGGCAACCCUGCUGCCUAUGGCAUCACAGUCACCAACCACCCCAUGAACAAGACGAGCGCCAGCCUGUCCCUGGAUUACCUCCUGCAAGGCACAGACGUGGUGAUCGCCAUCUUCAUCAUCGUGGCCAUGUCCUUCGUGCCAGCCAGCUUCGUGGUGUUCCUGGUGGCUGAGAAGGCCACCAAGGCCAAACACCUGCAGUUUGUGAGCGGCUGUGACCCCGUCAUCUACUGGUUGGCCAACUACGUGUGGGACAUGCUGAACUACCUGGUGCCAGCCACGUGCUGCAUCAUCAUCCUCUUUGUGUUCGACCUCCCGGCCUACACCUCUCCCACCAACUUCCCUGCCGUCCUCUCCCUCUUCCUGCUCUAUGGCUGGUCCAUCACCCCCAUCAUGUACCCAGCCUCCUUCUGGUUCGAAGUGCCCAGCUCUGCCUACGUCUUCCUCAUCGUCAUCAACCUCUUCAUCGGCAUCACGGCCACCGUCGCCACGUUCCUGCUGCAACUCUUCGAGCACGACAAGGAUCUGAAGGUGGUGAACAGCUACCUGAAGAGCUGCUUCCUCGUAUUCCCUAACUACAACCUGGGCCAUGGUUUGAUGGAGAUGGCCUACAACGAGUACAUCAACGAAUACUACGCCAAGAUUGGGCAGUUUGAUAAAAUGAAGUCACCCUUCGAGUGGGACAUCGUGACGCGGGGGCUCGUUGCCAUGACAAUCGAAGGCUUCGUCGGCUUCUUCAUCACCAUCAUGUGCCAGUACAACUUCUUCAGGAAGCCGCAGCGCCUGCCCGUCUCCACCAAACCCAUCGAGGACGACGUGGACGUGGCCAACGAGCGGCAGCGGGUGCUGCGCGGCGACGCCGACAACGACAUGCUCAAGAUCGAAAACCUCACCAAGGUGUACAAGUCCCGUAAGAUCGGGCGCAUCCUGGCCGUGGACCGGCUGUGCGUGGGCGUGCGGCCGGGGGAGUGCUUCGGGCUGCUGGGAGUCAAUGGUGCAGGCAAGACCACCACCUUCAAGAUGCUGACAGGAGAUGAGAGCACCACGGGAGGAGAGGCCUUCGUUAAUGGGCACAGCAUCCUGAAGGAGCUGCUGCAGGUGCAGCAGAGCCUGGGCUACUGCCCGCAGUUCGACGCACUCUUCGAUGAGCUGACGGCACAGGAGCACCUGGAGCUCUACACCCGCCUGCGUGGCAUCCCCUGGAAGGACGAGGAGCGGGUGGUCAAGUGGGCACUGAAGAAGCUGGAGCUGACCAAGUACGCCGACAAGCCCGCCAGCACCUACAGCGGGGGCAACAAGAGGAAGCUGUCCACGGCCAUCGCGCUCAUCGGAUACCCAGCCUUCAUCUUCCUGGAUGAGCCCACCACGGGGAUGGACCCCAAGGCCCGGCGCUUCCUCUGGAACCUCAUCCUGGAUGUCAUCAAGACGGGCCGUUCCGUGGUGCUCACGUCCCACAGCAUGGAGGAGUGCGAGGCGCUCUGCACCCGCCUGGCCAUCAUGGUCAACGGCCGCCUCAAGUGUCUGGGCAGCAUCCAGCACCUGAAGAACAGGUUCGGCGACGGCUACAUGAUCACGGUGCGCACCAAGUCCAGCCUCAACGUCAAGGAGGUGGUGAGGUUCUUCAACCGCAACUUCCCCGAGGCCAUCCUCAAGGAACGGCACCACACCAAGGCCCAGUACCAGCUGAAGUCGGAACAGAUCUCGCUGGCACAGGUCUUCAGCAAGAUGGAGCAGGUGGUGGAUGUGCUGGGCAUUGAGGACUACUCUGUCAGCCAGACCACGCUGGACAACGUGUUUGUGAAUUUUGCCAAGAAGCAAAGCGACAACCUGGAGCAGCAGGAGACGAGCCCCAGCUGUGCCCUGCAGUCGCCUCUGGAGCGGGUGCUGAGCCUGCUGCGGCCCCGCGCCGCCCCCACCGAGCUGCGGGCGCUCGUGGUGGAGGAGCAGGAGGAGCUGGAGACCGACGACGAGGGUCUCAUCAGCUUCGAGGAGGAGAGGGCUCAGCUCUCCUUCAACACGGACACGCUGUGCUGAGGCCUCUGCCGCCCCUUCGCCCCGCCGAGCCGUGGGCACACGUGUGCCAGGGAGGACACAGCCCCAGCACGGAUGGACCUUGGGAGCUGCCCCCGUGCCACCAGCCCCUUCGGCUCCAGGGCUGUGUCGCUGCGUGGUGCCAGGGGCACCGGUUGCGCCCACCAGCACGUGCCAUGGAUGGAGACUGUGGAGAGCAGGAGGCCCCACGUGCCCCGUGGCACAGACACGGCCUGUGUGUGGUGCCUUUGCUGGGACACCCAUGUUGCACCCACCCUGGGAACACUGCUGCGGGCACAGCUGCCGCUCCCUGGCAAGGCUGGGGGAAGGACGGCUGCUUUCACCUUGUUCCCCUCACCCCUGGCCCUUGGCACCGGCCCCUGGCGCUGCGGGGCAGGAGCUCUGGUGCUUCACCCGUGACUGGGGUGACACUGCCGGGGUGUCACCGGUGCCCUCGUGCCGCCCUCACCUGUGUCCUGCCCACCCACGGGGUGCCACGCGUCCCCUCCCCAGCUGGGCAGGGGGCAGAGGGGCAUCUCACAGGGUAUCUCACACACUGGCACCAGCUGUUUCUUCCCUCUGCCCCCAGCCAGGCCCCUGAGCCCCUCACCCUGCGUCCUGCUGCCCUGGCCGCCCAUUUCCCCACCGUAGGGCAUGGCUGCGGCCGUGCCAGCUUCCCGCUCCCUGCCCCUCCUGCUCCCCCUUGCCCUGGCGCCCACUGCUCAGGUGCCAGCCCUGGACAGGAGCCACCCCUCUGGUUUCUCAGCGUUGGGUCACUGGUGGUACUGGGAGAGGGGCUGCUACAGCCCGGGAUGGCAUCUGAAGCGGUGUGGGAUGGCCGUGAGCUACGAGGAUGUGCCAGGUCGGCUGGGCACGGCACAGCCUGGCAGUGGUGCCCGCGGUGUUGGGGAAGGGAGGAAGGGCUGUGUAUAGGGGGCAGCGGGGUCUCUGUGGCCAACAGUGCCCCUCCUUUCUGCAGAGGGUCCUGCCCCCUCCCAUGGAGCUGUGCCUGCCCCCCCCAGCCGUGCCCUGAGGUGGGGUGAUGGCAGGGUCUGUGAGCUGCCCUGAGCACCCCCUGGGCUGUUGCAGACCCCAGGGGGGCCGUGCCCACUCCUCCCUCCUUCCCAGGGAGCAGCAGGGCCGGGCUGCCCGUGUGUGCCCUUCCUGCCUCCCUGGCACUGGCUCGACUGGAGGCCCCACUUGGGCUCCUGCCCAUUGCCAAGCUGGCAGCAGCAGGCAGCCAGGCUGGGGAGCAGGCUGAGGGCUGGGGGGGAUCGGGGACAGCCCUGACCCCGCUGGGCACCGCAGCGGAGGCAGAGCCCGUGUGCCAGCUGCUCCGGGCCGUGGUACAAUACUCAGUGUUUUCACUAGGGGAAGGGGGGGAGAUGAGCUCUAUUUUCAGAUUUUUCAGACCAUAUUUUUUUUAAUGGCGUUCUGGGAACCGGCUGGUGCAGGGCUGGGUGGCACGGCUGGGCACAGCCCCCCGGCGUGCCCUCUGCUCCCCUGUGCCCGCGGGGAGAGGGGACGGGGUCACCUUUGGGGGUGGGCACAGGGCCGUGCUCUGCGCUCUGCGUGUGUGUGGGGGGUGGGGGUCUCUCCUCGCCCCUUGCCCAUCCCACGGCCACGUUGCUCAGGGCUCUGGGAGGGCACCGGCACCCCCUCCCCGUCCCCCCCCAUCCCCAUCGCCCCUCACUGCCGUGCCCCCGGCUUUCGGCGGUCAAUGGAGCUGCCUCUGUGCCCGCAGCGCCCUCGGGGGUCUCUGUGCCGGGGAGGGGGUGGGCGGGCAUCGCCCGGGGCAGGGCGGCCGCUGCCUUAACACUUCGCUUCCCCUCGCUUUGCCCCCUCCCCUGCGCGCGUCCUCGCCACGGGCACGGGGCGGCGGGGGAGGGGGCCGGGGGGCUGCCUUGGGGGAGCCUGUACAUUGCAAGCAGAGAAACAACAACCACCGGGGUGAAACGUGAGAAUAACGGUCGUUUUAAAUAAAAAACAAUA